AUGGCAGACGAACAGAGGGCGCUUUUGGAGCGUCUCAUGGGCAAAGACGCCCUAAUACUGCCGCAGCCUCGACGGAAAGAAGUCGAACUCACAUCCCCCAAAGUGUGCAAAGCGUUUCUCGUAGGAAGCUGCCCUCACGACAUUUUCGAAGGAACGAAGCUCAAUAUAGGGAAAUGUCCUAAUUUGCAUCUUACCAAACAUAAGCUCGAAUAUGAGUAUAGAACAAAGACGCUUGGGGAGGAGUUGCCCGACUUCGAGUACGAGUACUACAAAAUCUUGCACAAGUGGCUAGCGGAGAUUGACUUCACCAUUGAGACGGCGUUGAAACGAUUAGAAAAUACUCCCGAGGAGAAGGAGAAGAUUGCCUCAGUUACACGUCAGCUCGAUGAGUUAGAUGUGAAAAUCGGGCUCAUGACUCUGGAGAUCACCCAAUUGGGGAAAGCGAAAGAAAUCACGAUGGCACUAAAACAGACUAUCGCCUUGGACAAACUCCUACGAGAAAGAGAUGUUUUGGCAGAACAAGCAAGGGUAAUUGCAGAGAACGUUGGUCAGACAGCCCAGCAGAAACUUCAAGUCUGUGAAGUAUGCGGAGCAUACUUAUCCAGACUCGAUAACGACAGACGAUUAGCUGAUCAUUUCGUGGGCAAAAUCCACUUGGGAUACGAACUGAUGCGUAUGACUUACAAUACUUUAAAAAAGAAGUAUGGUUGA
Molecule: messenger RNA, 711 nt
Organism: Candidozyma auris
Lineage: Eukaryota; Fungi; Ascomycota; Pichiomycetes; Serinales; Metschnikowiaceae
Gene: EXM2
Product: Exm2p
Exons: 1
Coding region: 1-711 (236 amino acids)
Biological process (GO): mRNA splice site recognition
Cellular component (GO): U1 snRNP; U2-type prespliceosome
Molecular function (GO): mRNA binding
Source: RefSeq, a predicted model, not a curated record